Wasmannia auropunctata (little fire ant) is the source of this 2795-nucleotide messenger RNA. Its product is annotated as G-protein coupled receptor moody. Gene Ontology annotation, molecular function: G protein-coupled receptor activity. The record is from RefSeq and is a predicted model, not a curated record. Bases 405 to 1994 code for a protein of 529 amino acids. Lineage: Eukaryota; Metazoa; Arthropoda; Insecta; Hymenoptera; Formicidae. Gene Ontology annotation, biological process: G protein-coupled receptor signaling pathway. The transcript is spliced from 5 exons. Gene Ontology annotation, cellular component: membrane.
UUCGCGAAUUUUACCGGAUCCGCUUCGUUCGCACGAUCUGUCAAUUCCUUUUCUUCUUCUUGUGUCUCUUUGCUGUGCCGCGCGGAUUUGGCAGGUAAAUUUGAGACUCCCCGUCGUAGGAGGAGGCCUUCUCAUUAAAUCUCGUUACCUCGUGAAUAUAUCGCACCGACUGUUAUCAAAAGUUGCGACAAAGUUGCAGGCGAAAUUUCUAGUUUCCCAAAAGAAACCACUCCGAGUCUGCAAGGUCAAGAUGAGAACCGGCAAGAAGAAGAAUAAGUCAGAGACAUGACUAACGUCAUCCCGGUUUCGAAAGGAGCGAGAAAAGUCACCACGAGGAUCUCGGAUCAUCAUCGGUAAUCGUCACCGUCGAUGAAUCAGAAUCGUGUUUUUUUACUUUCGCAAGGAUGCUGGAAUACUGGUGGAUGACGAGCAACGAGACUGGACGCAAUCGCAGCGGCGACGACGACGCGGCGAUCGAGGAGAUGCUGCAGGAUCCGGGAUCGGUGGUCCUCUUCGUCGACUAUCCGCGUUGGCUGCUGUGCUUCGCCGCCGCCUGUUGCAUCCUGUUCAUGCUGGUCGGUAUUCCGGGCAAUCUCAUCACGGUGAUCGCAUUAUUUCGCACCAAAAAGCUAAAAAACGCUACCGCGGUCUUCAUCAUGAAUCUCUCGAUGUCGGAUCUGAUGUUCUGCUGUUUCAAUCUACCACUCGCAACUUCAACGUUCUGGCACAGGUCGUGGUUGCACGGAUCACUUCUGUGUCGACUGUUUCCGCUCUUGAGGUACGGCCUCGUUGCGGUCAGCCUCUUCAGCGUUCUCGCGAUCACAAUCAAUCGUUACGUCAUGAUCGGUCAUCCCGGUCUCUAUCCUACGUUAUAUAAAACGAAGUACUUAAUACCGAUGGUUCUGGCGAUAUGGAUCAUCGCUUUCGGCCUGCUGAUCGUCACGUGGUUCGAGCGAUUCGGACGUUUCGGAUUGGAUCCCGUUAUCGGAUCCUGCUCGAUUCUGCCUGACGUAAAUGGACGGAGCCCGAAGGAGUUCCUCUUCGUUCUUGCGUUUUUAAUACCCUGCUUCGCUAUUAUCGUUUGCUACGCCAGGAUUUUCUACAUCGUCCGCGAAACUGCUUCAAAGAGCAGAGGUCGAAACAAGAUCUUAAACGUGGAACCGACGGAAAUCAGCCAUGACCAACCAUCUGCGAAAAAUCAAGAGCAAGAGCUCUCUGUUCUCUGCGCUCCUUCCUCAUCGAUGCAAGCGGUUCUUCUUAAUCCAGACAAAGGGAGGAAUCUCGAGCUACCGUCCACAUCCGCCAACGAAGACUCAUCGUGGUCCAAGCAGCCUGUUCACGAUCAACACGAAACGGAUUGCGCGACGAAUUCAAUGACGAAUAUUACAAAUUCUAAUGGUUACGACGUUUCUCAAGCCAGCCUGUCGGAGAACAUACCGUUCGUGGACGAUCGCGAGAUCGAGAAAUCGGACUUCGCCGAAGCGAGGCUGUUCCUGAAUCGGAGCCAGUGCGAGCCGCAGCGGACGUCGCCGGGGAAGCCCUGCGGUCGGCUGGGCAGGCUGACCGGUCGAGCGUCCUUCGUGGUGGAGGCCUCGCUGCAGAGGAUCGCCGGUGGCGAACGCUCGGAUCGGCUGGAUUCUUCGAGGCCGUCCGAAGUUAGCGAGGGCCACGCGAGAAGGGUGUUUCGCAGACAGUCGAAAUUCAGAAGCGUCGGCAGGACGCGCAACGGCGCGGGCGAUUACGUCGCGCCCAGGAUGUCCGCCAAGGACCGGAAGCUGCUGCAGAUGAUCCUCGUGAUAUUCGCGUCGUUUCUGGUGUGCUACCUGCCGAUCACCGUCACGAAGCUCUUCCAGGGCGCGGUCGACUGGCGGGGCCUCAAUAUCGCCGGCUACAUACUCAUCUAUCUGACGACCUGCAUCAAUCCCGUUAUCUACGUCGUGAUGAGCUCGGAGUACAGGAGCGCGUAUAAACACGUGUUGCUGUGUAAAGGGUGAACGGGCAACGAGCGUGAGGGGAUCGCCGAGGCCGAGCCUGCGCGCUGACGCUGCAGAACGUCUGAAUAUAAAUAAUUUCGAAGAAAAUAAUUAUAAUAUAAAUAAUACGUAAAUUAUAUUUGUUAUUUGGCGCGUCUGCACGGUCUGUUUUUCUUGGCGCUUAUCGAUGUUUUCCUUUUCGUGAAAUAAUAUAUCGUCUUCGAAGAUCAAUGACACUUAAGUAAAAAUUGUUGACUUAUUUAUUAAAAUGAACGUGUAGAUUUCUAGUCUCUCUUCCAAUUUUAGUAGGUUAAAAAGAAUUUUAUUUAUUUCGACAAGAUUAGACAGAAUGUAUUAUUUCUUCGAUGGUAUUCGCCACUUUUACGUCGCUUUGCGUGAUGAUCGCAUGAUGAUAGUUGUUGAGAUUUUUGUAUCUAAUCUAUUAGAAGAUAAUCAAAAUCUUUAAGUCUAAACGAUAUCUCUUUUCAUUAUGGAUAUCCGUAACUUGUGUACAUCUUAAUUCUGUCAGCGGUCCUUAGCCUUCUAAAUCUUUGCGAAUCUGUGACGAAUUGAUAUUAAAAAACCAAAGCUCAUCAAUGGUAUAAAACGUUGUAUAAAAUGCGUUUUUAAAUUCUCAUGAAGUUAUACACUUUAAAAAAAAAAAUCCUCGAAUAUAUUAUACAUAAUCGGUAUUACGUACCGAAGCGAAGAUUAAGAACCGCUGAGUCAUACUGUACAUUACGAAGUGCAUUACAAAAGUGAGAGCUUUGCAACAUAAUUUACAACAAAGUAAUUAAAUAAUUUCAAGUAUGUUACACAUGA